This is a messenger RNA of Morone saxatilis (striped sea-bass), 3555 nucleotides long. It is a transcript of the gene rhot1a, whose product is annotated as ras homolog family member T1a. NCBI's taxonomy places the organism in Eukaryota, Metazoa, Chordata, Actinopteri, Moronidae. Bases 383 to 2509 code for a protein of 708 amino acids. The record is from RefSeq and is a predicted model, not a curated record. Gene Ontology annotation, biological process: mitochondrion organization; establishment or maintenance of cell polarity; regulation of actin cytoskeleton organization. The transcript has 21 exons. Gene Ontology annotation, molecular function: protein kinase binding; GTP binding; calcium ion binding. Gene Ontology annotation, cellular component: cell projection; cell cortex; cytoskeleton.
UCGCCGUAGUUGCCGGGUAGUGGAGGUCGGGCAUGCUCGUGAAACAACCACCACGAAAUGCUAUGCAAGCGCCCCCCGGAAAAAGACCAUUAACACGAAAUGACAGAGAAACGUGCCGCGGACUACUUUCUUGAAUCGCUUCCCCGCUGAGCCGACUCGUCGCUAAGGAGACGGCAGUCGCGGAGGAGUCGCGGAGCAUCGCGGUAAACCGUCCGUCCGUUUUGUCCUACAAAAGGCGCCGAGAGUUUGACAGCGGCAGGGCCUCACUGCGCAGGCGCGGCGGUUAACGUUAGGUGAACUGCCGGAGCAAGGACGGCGUCCAGAGGACUACAUGAAAACAUAAAGACAAGCGCUGUUUCUGUGGAGGGACUCUAGAUAAAACAUGAGGAAGGACGUGAGGAUACUGCUCGUCGGGGAGCCUAAAGUGGGGAAAACAUCCCUGAUAAUGUCUCUGGUCAGUGAGGAGUUUCCGGAUGAGGUUCCUCUCCGAGCUGAGGAGAUCACCAUCCCAGCUGACGUCACCCCCGAGAGGGUGCCCACUCACAUUGUGGACUACUCAGAAGCCGAACAGUCCGACGAGCAGCUAUAUCAAGAAAUAUCAAAGGCAAAUGUUAUCUGCAUAGUUUACUCAGUCAACAACAAGAAGUCCAUUGAAAAGGUGACAAGCCACUGGAUUCCCCUCAUAAAUGACAGGACGGACAAGGACAGCAGGGUACCACUGAUCCUUGUGGGAAACAAGUCAGACCUGGUAGAACACAGCAGCAUGGAGACCAUCCUGCCAAUUAUGAAUCAAUACCAGGACAUCGAGACCUGUGUAGAGUGCUCUGCCAAAAACCUGAAGAACAUCUCUGAGCUGUUCUACUACGCCCAGAAGGCUGUUCUCCACCCGACAGGACCCCUGUACUGCCCAGAGGAGAAGGAGCUGAAGCCCUCUUGCAUUAAGGCUUUAACUAGAAUCUUUAAAGUGUCCGACCUGGACAACGACGGCAUCCUUAACGACAAUGAGCUCAACUUCUUCCAGAAAACGUGUUUCAAUACACCCCUGGCGCCUCAGGCCUUAGAGGAUGUAAAGAAUGUGGUCAGGAGGAACAUGACAGAUGGAGUCAAGGACAACGGACUCACACUCAAAGGGUUCCUGUUCCUCCACACCCUCUUCAUACAGCGAGGGCGACAUGAGACCACGUGGACUGUGCUUAGGCGGUUUGGUUAUGAUGAUGACCUGGAGCUCACACAAGAAUACCUGUUUCCCUUGCUAAAGAUCCCCCCCGACUGCACCACAGAGCUUAACCACAACGCCUACCUCUUCCUCCAGAGUGUCUUUGACAAACAUGACAAGGACAGAGACUGUGCGUUGUCGCCAGACGAGGUGAAGGACUUGUUCAAAGUGUUUCCCUACAUGCCCUGGGGUCCAGAUGUCAACAACACUGUUGGCACUAACGACCAGGGAUGGAUCACAUACCAGGGAUAUCUCUCUCAGUGGACGUUGACAACAUAUCUAGAUGUACAGCGUAGUUUGGAGUACUUAGGUUACCUGGGCUACUCCAUCAUCUAUGAACAGGAGUCCCAAGCUGCUGCCAUUACAGUGACGCGUAACAAGCGCAUUGAUCUGCAGAAGAAACAGACCCAGCGCAGCGUCUUCCGCUGCAAUGUGUUGGGGGCCCGGGGCAGCGGGAAGAGUGGCUUCCUCCAAGCCUUCCUGGGCAAGGACCUGCAGCGACAGAGGCGGAUUAGAGAAGACCACAAGUCCCUCUAUGCCAUCAGCACGACUUAUGUGUAUGGUCAGGAGAAGUACCUGCUGCUCCAUGAGGUGAUGCCAGAUUUUGACUUCCUGUCAGAGGCGGACCUAGCCUGCGAUGUGGUCUGCCUAGUGUAUGACAUCAACAAUCCACGCUCUUUUGAAUACUGCGCCAAAGUGUACAAGCAAUACUUCAUAGACAGCAAGACGCCAUGCGUGGUGAUUGCCGCCAAAUCAGACCUGCACGAAAUACGGCAGCACUACAGCCUCUCGCCGCAGGAGUUCUGCCGCAAGCACAAGCUCCACCCACCCCAGCCGUUCACAUGCAACACGACUGAGGCUCUCAACAAAGACAUCUACACUAGACUCACCACCAUGGCCAUGUAUCCCCACGCCCGUCUCCGCUGCAUGUGUGCCUGCAACAGGUGCACCUAUUGCCUGUGUCAGAACCUCCUCAAGUCGGAGCUGCUGCGCAAUAUUAAGGCCCAACUGCGCAGGGUCGUUUUCAACAGGUUCAUACCUAGAAUAAGCUCUAGUGUGGGCUACCUGCUGUCAGAGGAGGAUUUCAGCCUGUCACAGCAGGUUUCAGCCGUCUCCAACGUGGAGGGGUCCGUCUUUAUGGAGGUCUCUGCUGUGCAGCUAAAUCCCCCUGAAAGGCACAUGGCUCAGGCGGACCUGAAGAACUCCACCUUCUGGCUGAGAGCGAGCGUCGGUGCCACAGUGUGCGCCGUUCUGGGCUUCGCCAUGUACAGAGCACUUCUCAAACAGCGGUGAUCAGACAGCAUGAGACACCCACUUCCUCUCCCCCCCCUCCUCCCUCGGGUCCGUCUGUUGACUCUGCCCCUUCCCUCCUACCUGAAAGACUCAAAAAGACUGGCCUCAGCCUCCAACUCCAACUCAUCCCCUUCCCACAAGACGAGCAAGAAACAAAUGAGCAAAAUCCUAGGUAGAUUUUAUAUGCAUUUAAAAACAGAGUGUGGUUUAGUUUUUUGGUUUAUGUUGUGGGGAAAGGGGACAGGGUACUUUUGAACUCUCACUUGUUCAUCGGUCAAUUUGUAAAUUCUGACAUUCUGUGAUCUGUUGGUCUAGUCUAAUCUAGUCCAGGGUCAGACACUACUAGUCUUUUUUCCUCAGGUCAGUAUUAUAAGUUGGAGACCAGAGAGAGGCAGCCAUACACAGAAACGCCACAAAGGGACUUGAAUCUGUUUAUAGAUGUGUAUAUGCAGUAUAUUAUGUACGUAUUCCUCAAUAAUUUUAGGAUUUGGAUCCAUAGACUGCUUCACCAGCUAGAAGCAACACCUGCAGGAGGUUUUUAGUGCUACAUCUAAUACUAGAAAAAGGUCAUGGAUGACAUUCACUAUUUCAUUUUGUGUGUUAAUUUAUUAACCUGUUUUUGUUUUCCGGUCUGUUUUUUGAGUGCACUGCAUGAAACGGAUUGAGGGAUUUACAUUUUCCAUGUAUUUUUGUAUUUAGUAUUAUGAAAGCUGUCCUCAUCAUGACUUUUUUUCUGCUUCUGUUUUUAAUUUUUCGGUUUUCGAAUAGAGCUUUGUCCCUCGUUAUAUUUUUAUGAAGUUAGAGGCACCAUAGAGCAAGAAAAUUAUGCUACUAACAACAGCCAUUCAACGCACCUCUCCCACCUUAAAACUAUGAAAGUGUUUCUUCUCAUUCUUAUCUUUUUCCAGCAUUUACAAUAAAGAAUUGUAUGAUCAGGCACUGCUGUUUAUGCGUGUUGUUGGGUGAAAUGACAGCUAAUUUAACAGCGAAAAUGGAAAAUAAAAUGGUUUUAAAUAUCUGUAAUAAAUAACAUUUACACCCACUGA